AUGAAGUGCCACUUGACGCGCUACGGAAACAUUCAGCCGUCGACGAUAGAGUCUCUGACGUACUGCCCGACUGGGAAAUAUUUAGCGUGUACACGAGAGGAGGGAGUAGUUGAGAUUUACUCUACAACACGUUAUACCUUACUUCAGCGUUAUCCCUUGUCACCUAUAAAAGGUUCCUGCAAGAGUAGUUGUUGGGAUGGGGAGAUCUUAUAUGUCGGUGGUUCUGCGAAGAAGGUAUGGGGUAUUAAAGUCUCCGAAGGGCGUAUAGUGACCACAUUGAAUAUCAGUGCCAAAGUGACGUGUUUGUCCUUCAACGGCUAUUUGUUUGUUGGGACUGAGAAAUCUGCUGUUGAAUUUUACUCGAAGUCUGAACACGAUUCGACUUCCUUAUGGUCGGAAGGGCUAUUAAAUCACUCGAAAGGGCGAACGACGUGUAUCGAUGUGUUAGGUGAUUCCGUCUUUGUAGGGACCUCUGAAGGGUUAGUCUUUGGAUGGGUAAAAAAAGGGAAAAGCUUUGAAUUAGUAUUUACAGUAUAUUCCACUGAUCCGAUACGUGAAGCCAAGUACAACUUAUCCCGUCACGAACUCAAUUUUAGUCUUCCCGAACAAGAAGAUAUCAAGAAAGAGCAGUGGGAUUAUGUAGAAGUACCUCAGCGGUAUACACCUGUUUGUGCUUUGAAAUUGAUAGAUGCGAUGACUGUAGCAGUUGGAUCUUCACAUGGGAAGAUUCAGAUAUGGGACAUAAUGUCUAUGACUAUAAUAGCUGAGUUUAAAGAGCAUCAAGCUGAUGUCUUAUGUUUUGCUUUAAGUGGGACUACAUUAUAUGCUUCUGGUGUUGAUCAUAAGAUCGUAGAGUUCAAAGAGUGUGAUGGGCGAUGGAAGAGUCGGAAGAGAGUGAGAUAUCAUACACAUACUGUUAAAUCUUUAGCUGUGAAUCAACAUCAUUUAGUAUCUGGUGGGGUUGAUACUACUUUCUUUGUCUUAGAUAACAAGAACAUCGACUCGAUCAUUUUAAGACGUUUCCCUUUCGGAAGAACAAAUUCUGCAGUUCAUAUUUGUCCAGUUGCCCGCAUUGUAGUGAUGCUCGAGAAGCCAAAUGUGAUUUCCUUUUAUACUCUCCAACCUUCAGAACCCUUUUCAGAUCAUUCUUCCGAGAUCAAAAGUGCAGACUAUGAUUUGCUCUAUCAAAUCGUCCUCGCUAAAGACUGCCAAGUCAACUGCUUCACCGUCAACACUACUUGCUCACAAUUAUU
Entamoeba invadens IP1 is the source of this 1253-nucleotide messenger RNA. Its product is annotated as WD domain containing protein. The annotation marks the transcript as partial. Gene Ontology annotation, biological process: maturation of SSU-rRNA from tricistronic rRNA transcript (SSU-rRNA, 5.8S rRNA, LSU-rRNA). The transcript has a single exon. Gene Ontology annotation, cellular component: 90S preribosome; small-subunit processome; t-UTP complex. NCBI's taxonomy places the organism in Eukaryota, Evosea, Mastigamoebida, Endamoebidae. The record is from RefSeq and is a predicted model, not a curated record. Gene Ontology annotation, molecular function: protein binding; RNA binding.